Lampris incognitus (smalleye Pacific opah) is the source of this 883-nucleotide messenger RNA. It is a transcript of the gene rbm24b, whose product is annotated as RNA binding motif protein 24b. The transcript is spliced from 4 exons. Gene Ontology annotation, molecular function: mRNA 3'-UTR binding. Gene Ontology annotation, cellular component: cytosol. Lineage: Eukaryota; Metazoa; Chordata; Actinopteri; Lampriformes; Lampridae. The coding region runs from base 148 to 852 and encodes 234 amino acids. The record is from RefSeq and is a predicted model, not a curated record.
UGUGUGUUGUGUGUGUGUUGUGUGUGUGUUUCUCCACCCUUUAAACUUCUUUUUUAUUUUAUUUUUUCUUUUCUUUUCUUUUUUUUUUUUACACUUAUUCUUUCGUCAUAUCGGGGAAACGCCGCGGUUCCCCCCUAAUAAACACUGAUGAUGCAUGCGGCGCAGAAGGACACGACGUACACCAAGAUCUUCGUGGGGGGUCUGCCGUACCACACCACGGACUCCAGCCUCAGGAAGUACUUCGAGGUGUUCGGGGACAUCGAGGAGGCGGUUGUCAUCACAGACCGACAGACGGGGAAAUCCAGAGGUUACGGAUUCGUGACCAUGGCAGACCGGGCAUCCGCUGACCGAGCUUGUAAGGACCCCAACCCCAUCAUCGAUGGCCGCAAAGCCAACGUCAACCUGGCCUACCUGGGGGCCAAGCCCAGGGUCAUGCAGCCAGGCUUUUCGUUUGGCGUCCCCCAGAUCCAUCCGGCCUUCAUCCAAAGACCAUUCGGGAUCCCAGCCCACUACGUUUACCCCCAGGCCUUCGUCCAGCCCAGCGUGGUGAUCCCUCACGUGCAGCCGUCUGCUGCCACCGCCACAGCCGCCGCCACCUCCCCGUACCUCGACUACACCGGGGCGGCCUAUGCCCAGUACUCCGCCGCCGCCGCCACCGCCGCCGCGGCCGCUGCCUAUGAGCAGUACCCGUACGCUGCGUCACCCGCCCCGGCGGGCUACAUGGCGACGACGGGGUAUGGCUAUGCUGUCCAGCAGCCACUAGCGGCGGCUGCCACCCCAGGGGUGGCGGCCGCCGCCGCCGCCUUCAGCCAGUACCAGCCCCAGCAGCUCCAGACGGACCGCAUGCAGUAAGGAACGGAGCGAAGACCUUUAAUGGAGGGGA